AUGGAAAGUCUAUAUGCAAACACAGAGAUUUUUGGAGAAGCUUUAGACACAUGGUCUGAUUUACUUAACCACCAAGAACUGGAAAGGGAUUUUGGAAAUUCAUCAUACAGACUCUUCUUGAAAGUUGGAGUUUGUACUGCUUAUCUAACUUCAACAUUGUCUGAUGAAAGAAAGUAUGAAAAAUUCAAGGAGAACUUUCAUGAGAGUACCAAUGGGUACAAAAAAAUCCUGAACAUAAAAGAUAUUGACAUGGUAUUCUUUCCAGUUGUUAGAAGUGCUCACAUUUUUGUGAUUGUCUGCAACUUAAAGAAACCGUCAAUUGAAAUUCUAGACAAUAGUGCAGUUGAGGUGGAUUAUGAAGGAAAAUACGGAGUAAUAUUGAAACCUUUGGUAUGUACCCAAUUCACAACAACAUAA
Lactuca saligna is the source of this 417-nucleotide messenger RNA. Lineage: Eukaryota; Viridiplantae; Streptophyta; Magnoliopsida; Asterales; Asteraceae. The record is from the annotation of a GenBank genome assembly.